GUGAUCACUGAUUGGCCAAUCAGUGAUCACAUGAUCGGGACCUCACACAGAGGUCCCGUCCGACGAUCGAGCUUACUACGUGUAAAUUCUGUGAAUGAUCACAGUGGUCACAUGGUACAAGGCUAUUCACAACAACCUUGUACCUUGUGACAAGCUGAGACCAAUCACAGCUCACACAGUAUUUCUCAAUGGCUGCAAGAAUGCAGCCAGAGAGAAGGAGAAAUGAUUGCUUUUACAGCCUUUACGGGUGUAAAAGCAAUCAGUGUAAAAAAA
Molecule: messenger RNA, 273 nt
Organism: Staurois parvus
Lineage: Eukaryota; Metazoa; Chordata; Amphibia; Anura; Ranidae
Source: the annotation of a GenBank genome assembly